CCAGACGACGUCACGUCCUCGUGAGUAACCAUACAUUGUGGGUUCUAAACUAGGCGCAGGCUCAGAGGAGAAAGUGAUAUCUUCGGUAAAGCUAAGGCUCCUCCUGAAAGAUGAUUAGAAUUCUUUGUAAUUUCUGCACAAACUCAUGGAUCCUUAGUAAAAGAAAAGUUUCUGUACACUCUGUGGUAAGCUACCAAAGAAUAGUACUGGGAAUAGAAACAAGCUGUGAUGAUAGUGGUGCUGCUGUUGUGGAUGAAAAUGGUAAAAUACGAGGAGAAGCACUUAUUUCCCAGAAAAAUGUUCAUUUAAAAACUGGAGGCAUAAUACCAAGUGUAGCACAACAGCUUCAUAAAGAUAACAUUGAUAGAGUCGUGAAUGAAGCUGUUCUGUCUAGUGGCAUUUCUCUGCAUGAGGUUUCGGCCAUUGCCACAACAGUGAAACCUGGGCUUGCGUUAAGUCUUGGAGUGGGUCUUUCAUACAGCUUAAACUUGGUUAAGCGUUAUAACAAACCCUUUAUCCCAAUACAUCAUAUGGAAGCUCAUGCAUUAACUAUUCGAUUAUUGCACCAAUUGGAUUUUCCUUUUUUGGUGCUUCUAAUUUCCGGAGGCCACUGCAUUUUAUCUGUCGCUAAUGGUAUAUCAGACUUUCUGCUACUUGGACAGUCACUAGAUGAAUCACCAGGUGAAGUCUUUGACAAGGUUGCUAGGAGACUCUCAUUGUUUAACCAUCCAGAAUGUUCUUCAAUGAGUGGAGGACAAUCCAUAGAGUACUUGGCUCAGUUUGGUGACAAGAGGUUUAUCAAACACAGUCCUCCAAUGGCGCAGUACCAAGACUGCAACUUUUCUUUUGCUGGAUUGCGCAACCAUUAUGAUCGUCUUAUUCAAAAACUAGAAAAAAAGGAAGGUAUAAAGAACCAGGCAGUGCUUUCUUGUGCAGCUGACGUUGCAGCUUCAUUUCAACACUCUGUGGCGCAUCAUUUGGUCAAACGUACACAACGAGCUAUUUUGUUCUGCAAUAAAGAAAGACGUUUACCAUCUUCAAAAGCAUCACUGGUUGUUUCUGGAGGAGUUGCCAGCAAUGAAUAUAUUCGCAAAGUCUUAAGAAAUUUAACAGAUGAUAUGGAUAUGUCUUUGUUGUGUCCUCCACCACAACUCUGCACAGACAAUGGUGUCAUGAUUGCCUGGAAUGGUAUUGAGAGGUUACGCAUUGGUGUUGGAGUCGUAGAAAAUGCAGAUGACAUACGUUAUGAACCAAGAGCUUUGUUUGGAACAGACAUCUCAGAACAAGUCCGGGAAGCUUCAAUCAAGUUGCCUCCUCUUAAAUUUAUGAAAUAAAUUUUUGGCAGUGUAACUGGCAAUUUGAUACUUAAAGGAGUUCUUCAGGCUGGGGGUUAUAAAAUAACCUAUACUAACAUUCUCCGGUCUCCACCAGCUGCUGUGCCAAUGCUCUCAGUACUCGCAGGUCUGUGAUCUUUCAGGGUUCUGUGGCAUCCUGACCCCACAGCACCUACCUAUUUAGCUAAUGCACGACUGAGGCAGGACUCUACUUUGGCCACCGGUCGACUAAGUGAGCAAGUCCUGUGGCUUCCGGACUAACCACAUCCCCAAAGAAGCAGAGACCAGUGGAGUAUUGUGGCAUGGCAGCUUCUGGGGAACAAGAGGAGGUGAGUAUAGUUAAUUAUUUUUACAAUGCCUCAAACCCAGGAGCAAAUUUUAGUUUUGCCUGGACAACCCCUUUAAAGGCUAUGGACACCUUUUUUAAAUUAUUUUAAUUUGUGCUUUAUACUUAUUUGUGAUUUAUUCUUAUUAAUGAGUAGUCCUCUACCUUUGACGAAGCUGGUGUACCCGUAACACGUUGGAUAGGUUACUGUGUUACACAAUAACUACAAUUUUCUAAUGGCAAUGAACUGAUAACUACAAAUAGUGUGUGCAUAGGGGUGGUCAGCAGUCACUAGCCUUGGCUGGUAAACUGAUUCCUGAGCUUUGGAUCACUACAUACAGUUCAGUAUAGAGGUACUGAUGCACAUGCCUAGUAGGUAAAAACCAGGGAUAAACUAGUCUGAAUCCGCCUCUGAAAAACUAAACGCCUUUGAUCACAAGAGUGGUCUAAACUGAAUAAGCUAUGCAUUGGGUUUUUAGUUCACUUAUUAGUUUGUUCAUCAAAAAUUUAAGGGGGGGGGGGGUCCUUAAGUGGUUAGGGUUUGUGCCCCUUUGCAGAUAAUUCCCCAAGGGGUUGUUGUUGAUAUAUUUUGUGAUUGAUUGCACUUAUGGCACAAAAAUUAGCUGGCCUCUGUUAAUUCUUGCCCUUGUCCCUACCACCUUGGUCCACAGUCUGAGCUGGUUUGUCACCUCCUCCCUACUGCUAUCUCUUAAGCUAUAUUCACACAAGAGAAUGUCCGCCAGAUAAAUUACCAUGUGGACAUUCAACAGACAGCUGAGCUGAGCACCGGCAGAAUACAGAAUAUGCUGGCGCUAGGACCGCUCAGAAAUGCACCAUCUCAUAAAUAGCAAAAUCACAAAACUAAUUGUAAUAUUUAAAGUGUAAUCUAAGCACUAUCACCGAAAGAACACUUUAAAAUGUAACUUUUAAUAUUGAUUCUCUAAAAAUGUCCACAGAACGGACCACCAAUACAAAACACUUGUAAUUCUCAUAAAAUGAGAGGAUGAUAAACCACAGGAUCCCUGUAUAUCUUUCCCCAAGCAUAUAGGGCAACAGUACGGAUCCAAAAAGAUACCCACAAUGGGGCACUACAAAUGCUCCUAAAAUUAGGAGACUUACAUAUACAGUGGUCCCUCAACAUACGAUGGUAAUUCGUUCCAAACGACCCAUCGUUUGUCGAAUCCAUUGUAUGUUGAGGGAUCCGUGCAAUGUAAAGUAUAGGAAGCUGUACUUACCUGUCCCCGCUGCUCCGCACCAGGUCCUCACCGCUCCCGCUGCUGUUCCAGGGGCUCCCGAUGCUGUCCAGCUGCUCCGGUGUCGUCUUCGCGAUCCUCCGGUGUCUUGCGCAUCUUCUGCAGGGUCCGGGCCUCGCUUUCUGGUGACGUUAUUAUGCUGCUGCA
Hyla sarda is the source of this 3059-nucleotide messenger RNA. It is a transcript of the gene OSGEPL1, whose product is annotated as O-sialoglycoprotein endopeptidase like 1. Lineage: Eukaryota; Metazoa; Chordata; Amphibia; Anura; Hylidae. Bases 111 to 1334 code for a protein of 407 amino acids. Gene Ontology annotation, cellular component: mitochondrion. The transcript has 8 exons. The record is from RefSeq and is a predicted model, not a curated record. Gene Ontology annotation, biological process: tRNA threonylcarbamoyladenosine modification.